Cyprinodon variegatus (sheepshead minnow) is the source of this 6642-nucleotide messenger RNA. It is a transcript of the gene pex5la, whose product is annotated as peroxisomal biogenesis factor 5-like. NCBI's taxonomy places the organism in Eukaryota, Metazoa, Chordata, Actinopteri, Cyprinodontiformes, Cyprinodontidae. The transcript is spliced from 3 exons. The annotation marks the transcript as partial. Gene Ontology annotation, biological process: protein import into peroxisome matrix, docking. Gene Ontology annotation, molecular function: protein binding. The record is from RefSeq and is a predicted model, not a curated record. Gene Ontology annotation, cellular component: peroxisomal membrane; cytosol.
CUCACUGCUGCCAGAGGUCAAGGAGUUCUUCCUGGAAGCAGCACAGCAAAACUCGGACAGCAUUGACCCGGAUUUACAGACAGGCCUUGGGGUGCUCUACAACCUCACCGGCGAGUUUAACAAAGCUGUAGAGGCUUUCAAUACAGCCCUGUCAGUGCGGCCUGAAGACUAUUUGUUAUGGAAUCGCCUUGGCGCUACUCUAGCAAAUGGGGAUCGUAGUGAAGAGGCAGUGGAGGCAUACACUCGAGCCCUCGAGCUACAUCCAGGGUUUAUCAGGUCCCGCUAUAAUCUGGGCAUCAGCUGCAUUAACCUUGGGGCUCACAGGGAGGCAGCCAGUAACUUCCUGACAGCUUUAAGUCUCCAGAGGAAGAGCCAGAGUGGCCAGCAGUCCAAUCAGGUGAUGUCUGGUAACAUCUGGGCAGCUCUGAGGAUAGCUUUAUCCAUGAUGGACCAACCUGAACUCUUUCAGGCUGCAAACAUUGGCGACCUGGAUCUCCUGAUACGGGCCUUUAACUUGGACAUUUGAGAAAUCAAUGGAAGCGAUGUUUGGGUGCGCUCCAUCUUUUAUCCUUUGAUAUCCAGCCAAAAGCCCAAAGUGCAUGUGUUUGAGUCAACACCCAAGCAUGUGUUCAGUUUCUACACUUCAAAAUUAACUAAAAAGGUCAAAUUAUUUUUCCUGCUCUAAAUUUCUUCUGAGCAGUUCAGAGGGCCGGCUCUUCCAAGGAUUUGAAUAGACUGCUUAGUGAUUGAAUUUGCACUGCAAUUUGUGAUUUCCCUAAAGAGCACAAGGACGGGCAAAGAUUGUACGAGCAAUGCCUUAGAGGACGCAUCAAUUAAAAACUGACUCAUGCAGUGGAACUGAGGUGAGCCAGGAGUGACAGUCAGAUUUAAGACUCCCUCAGAGCAACCCUCACAAGCCAUUUGCAGCAGAGAAGAAGAGGCUUUUUCAGUGGAAGAACUGUUGACUCAGGACUGUCUGUAUCUCUAUCUGACAGAUGGAUCCAGUCAGGGAACAAUAAAGGCUGCACCCUGUAACCCGAAGCUUCAGUUUGUCUUCCUGGCUUCAGCUCAACCUCUGUCAAUUGUGACAUAGUGUUCUGCAAAAAAAAUAAAUAAAUAAAAUAAUAAUAAUUACUAGAAACCGAUAGAUCCAAAAGACUUAUAGAAGUUUUCCCUUUGCACUUUUAGAUAACUUACUCUGAGUGGAAUGCGCAGUUGUAAAGCCUUACUAGGAUGCAUGUGUCCAACCUUAUUUAUUUACAAUAUUUUUACGGCAACAAGGAAGAAAAUAUAUCUAAGCCAUUUUCAGACCAGAUUAAGAUUUCCUAGCCAAAAGCUGAUCUUAUAACCAGUGAGAUUUCCAAUCAGCUAAUAUUAGUUUGGUUGUAUCUAUAUUUAUGCAGUUUGUGUGUAAUAUUUCUUUCCUUAAUGCUGACUGGCUACAGGAAUGUGCACAAUGAGCGGGUUAAUGAUUAUUUAAAUAGUGUUUUUGAACUUCUCUCAGAGGGAAAAGUGAUUAUAUUUCUAAAAAUAUAUCUCUUCUCAGAAGCCCCAACAAAGAAAAGCCUAAUUCCUAUUUAUGCUGACUGUAUUCAUUUUUAGAGCUCAUAUUUACAUCAGAUGAAAAGAGGUGCAUUCACAGGCCAAGGACUGAGACAGCAGCUUGAUGAAUUUAUUUAAUUCAGUCAUUUGUAUCUCUGCUGCUCCCCCACCAGCAGUGAGGCUCAUUCAUUUCAUUUAAUCAUUUACCCUCAGCCGACAUGCAAUAUUUAUGGAGCACUGCUUAAACUGUUGCACAGAUUUGUUUGUUUGCUUUUACAUUAAUAUGCAUCCACAAAAAGAAAAAAAUGAUAUUAUGAAUGAGUUAAUGUUAUUCAUACUACCUAAUAAAUAUUAAACAAUGCAGUGAAGCUCCUGCUUAUGAUAAAAUGCUUUUCAGCACCUCAGAGUAUUUUCUAUAAAUGUGUUUUUUAUUUUUUAUAUUUUAGUCUGCAUAUUUCGAAAGUAAGGUGAGCUUCAUGCAGUUUGCCGUGCAGUAGACUGAACUGCUCACUUUAGUGUCUAUCAGCCAUGUCCACAGUCUGGGUGUGCUGCAGAAAGCUUUUUGUUUUUUUUGUCAGCUUCUAUGCAAAAGGUCAUGUUUCAUGUUUGUCCCCAUCUGCCUCAGUGGACCAAAGGGAAGUGUUGAUUCUGUGUUUUGAAUGAAUGCUAUCAGCGGGGACCAGAGACCAGCACCAGAACCAUUCAUCUUCCAAACAGUGCAGCUGGGAUGACACACUUUGUGUUAGAAGGAGUGUUUUAUCAGGCGGCUGAGCGAGAACAAACAUGAACCAGCUGAAGUGCAGCAUUGACACUCUGUCAUAUGGCAUUGCAUAUGUGGCUGCAGCUGCACACACAGAAUUCACAGCUGUACACAUUUUUCUUCUAACAGUUUUCAGCUCGUUUUUGUCUUUGUUUGCAGAGGUCUUCAUAUCUGUCGCAUUGCAGCUGCAACUUUGAUUGUGUUUUAUUGGAAUUAUAUGUUGCACCAUAAAAACAUGUAUUUAUGUCCUUUUUUUUUAUUAAAUCAGAAAAUAGUAAUUAGAAUGUGUUCCCAGUGCCCUGAAGUCAACCAGGUUUCUAUGUGUAACCAUCUUUUGGCAUUUUCUUUUUGCCAGCUUAAUAUUUGCUAGAGAUUGAGCUUUCUUACAAUUUUCCUUAGCAAAAUAGCUCAGGAUCAACCUGGUUGAAUGAAGAGCAUCUGUAAAAAGCAACUUUAAGUCUUGCAAGAGGUGGGUUUGGUCUUUAACUAGGCCAUUCUGGUGCAGAACUGUGUAAACCCAGUCCACUGUAGCUGUUGUGGUAUUUUUACCAUGAUCUGUUUUUAGGAUUGCCUUGUAUUAAGGUCCUAUUCACUCCGUAGAAACCUCCUCAUAUCCUGAUGCUAACAGCUGCUUUUUUUUUUAGCAGGAUUAGUUUAAAAGUAUUGGGGUUUUAUUGCAUGUUGAAUAUCUUCCUCCAGGUUUUUCAGUUGCUCUCAACAUGUGACUUCCUGUGUCUUUCUUUCAGUGUGACUUUCAUUGUUGAAACUCCUCAGUAUGGGCCAGAUUGAGGGCAUCACUAAUACUUGUGGCAGUAACAGACUCUCCAACCUGAGCAAGGAAUCUCUUGCUCCUCUAGAAUCAUAAGGGAUGCUUAUGAUUGCUGCUUCUAAUGCUAAUGCUCUUCUUAUUUGGCCCAUUAGGUAGAUUACCAUUCCUUGGUAGCUUUGCAGUUCUGCCAAACUCUUUUACUUUUUGGAUGAUGUAAUGAGCAGGGCUCCACAAGAUGUUCUAAACUUAUUUAUAACCUAAGCCUGCUUUGAAUAUUUUUACCUCACCCCUGAUCUUCAAGGCCUACACAGAGCAGGUAAACGCUAUUUAGUGAUUUGGUAACUUUGCAAGCAAACUGGUUGCACUGGAUUAUUUCAGGUACAGUGUACUGAAGGCUUCGUGCCUUUUUUUUGUGAUCUGAAUUUGUGGAGAAAUAAAACCACAUGUUCUGUUUAUUAUUCUUCACCAACAGUACUAUGCGUUGUGUUAUAAAAUCAGCAUUAAAUUCAGUGAACUUUGUGGUUAUAGUGUACUUUUCAAGAAGUAUGAAUAUUUUUGCAAGCCACUGUUGUCAUUACCACUUAAAGACCAUUCAGAUUUCAUGCAAAAAGAAAAAAAUAUAUCUAUUACAAAAUGUUCAUGGGCCAACAAAGGUUGUUUUUGUUUUAUUUUUUUAAUCAGGAAAUCACUAUAGUUGGAUAAUGCUAAACUUCUCUCUCCCUAUCUGGAUUCAUAUCAAAUAAAACUCAAAGGUUUUGAAGCCUUUGGAUUUAAUGUUGCAUGUUUUAUACUGUACUUGACACAGGUAUUGCAGCAGUCUUUUUUUGGGAGCACACUAACUGCUAGGUUUCUAAAUGCCAGUUCUGUUAACACAGGUUAUUACUAUUGUGACAGGUGUCUGGUUUAUUUUAGAUCAUCUAGUGUUUGUUUCUACAUUAAGGUUACCUACUAACUGCAGCAGUUAAGAAGAUCAUUAGCAGUUACUAGUGCACUACAAAACUAUAUACAUGUACUACUGUUAUUAGUUUUCUUUUUAUCGCUGUUUCAUGCAACUUUCUUUUGCUUCUAAAAUCAUCCACAAACUGAAUUAUUCUCACUGAAUUCUCCUAAACAGCCUGAAAUGUUACACAUUUUCUUUAUUUAGAGCCUCUCUUCCUUCAUUCAUUCAAUUCAUCAUGAGAUAAAUUUACCUAGUGCUUUAUUAGAUAAGUUUGGUACAGCCUGCUUAUGAAUCAAAAAAACACUUCCAGCCUUUGGACCAUUUUGUCAAAAGAGCUAAUGGUUUAUACACAGAGAAAAUGAUUCUUUAAAUUAAUUCUACUGUUUUUUUUUUAUUACUAUUAUUUAUUUUAAUAUAUGAACUUGUAAGUUACCUUACUAUAAAAUAAUAUACAGGUCUAGGGAUGUGCACGUGAAGAGAAAGGUUCAUGUUGCAAGUUCUCCCUGGGAAAUUAUCCAAAAGGAUCACAGAUGUCAUUGGCUAGCUUUAGUUGCCUUUUUUAUCUGGAUAUAUUGUAUAUAAAAAAAGAAAGUAUACACUUCCAGCACUCAAAUGAAAUGUUUUCACUGGUGAUUCUAUCGACAUGCAUCAACUAACAUUGUGGUUGUUGAACAGAGAAUAGAGUUCUAGACAGUCCUCUGUCCACCUUCAUACCAUGUCUGAUAUUUAAUAACUUUUAGUUACUUUAUGCAAAGGGAAACCAUUUUCUUUAUAAUUAUUUUAUAACCACUACCUGUUUCUGUUUGUCAUAUUUGUUGACAAAAACUGUUAAAAAAACAUGAGGUCUAUAGUGUUUUUGUUGGUUUUCAGAUCUGUUCUAAAUUUCUUUUUGGUUUUUUUCUUUCUAGGUUUUCACUUUUUGAUCCUGUAAAUUAAGUUUGUAAAAACUAACUAUGUUCUCAGGUGAACUGAAGUAGCAUAGCGCAUGCUCCUGAGGGAAAUCAUCAGGCUGAUAGCAUGUUAGUUAUGGCACAGAAUUAUACUUCAUUUUAAUGCAUGUAAAUCCUCACUUUUGCUAUCACUAAUAUAUAUAUAUAUAAAAAACAUCUUCAACACAUGAGGAGGUUCCCUUUCAAUAUUUCUACAGUGUACUGCAACUUUAUCAUUAAAACAAUAUUUAUAUAUUUAGUAUUUAUUAAACACAAGGUAUGGUUUGUGGCAUAAAAGAUAAACUGUGCAGGGUGCAUUUGGGACCAAAAAAACAAUGAGAAUAAAGAAAACAAUUCAGCUUUAUUUAAAAAAUAUUAAAUAUGGUAGUGAUCAUAGAGAUCACCUUCUCUUUUAAAUUAUAAUACUGAUAAAAAGCUGGAAGUGGUUGUGUUUACCACUUGCUAUUUAGUUUUCACUGACAUUUUCCUAUCUUGCUAUGUUUGCUAGCAUAACUAAAACUCUUAUUUUCUUUAUAUGAAGUUUGCAUGUUGUUUAUUAGCUGCCCCCAUUUUGUAUAGUGCAAGCUUUUUGGGGACAAAGGGUGUAAUUCACUAUUGAACUGAUGUCAGUUUCUGUUUUUGUUGCUGAUUUUCUCCUUUUUUUUCCUACUUAUUGCCUGUAUGCAGUAUAUGAUUGAGCCCAAGUGCUAAAAAAUAACUACUGACUGAAUUUGACCUUAACAGAAGUCAUACGUCAGCUGUUGGAGCCACUUGAACCCUUUAUGCAUGGUGUAGCAUAAGUUCCACAUGUUAUUGUUUCAUUGCUGCAACAUUUGGGUUGUAUUUGUGUUAAUGUUGUAGCAGUAGUGCCUAUGCCUGAUGUAUACGGAUGACAUUUCGAAGUUGGAAUGCUCUUGUAAAAACUCGAGAGCAAAUCAAAUUUAACAUUAGUGUAUCAGUUGAGAAGAAAGGAACAUUUUAAACCCAAUGUUUGAAAAAGUAAAGGCAGGGAUUCAGCAGUAGGAUGGUUAUAGGGAAUGUAAUUGUUCUAAAUGUAAAGUAUUUCUAACCAAUUCAUUGAAACUAUUUAAAAUAGCUGCUUAUAUUUAAAACUAUAACCAUUUUUUUCUGGAAUACAAUUUGACUUAAAAAUAGUACUUUCAAAUACCUUAUAAUAAUUGUUUUCAUUUAAAGCGCAAAACUUCUUACAAGACUGGUUACUUUAAAAACAAAUUGACAAAAAAAAUAGAUUGAAUCCAAAAAGAUUUUUUUUAUUACAUUAUACAUUUUCUUUGAUUUUUUUUUUUAAGACUCUGUGGUAUUUCAUGUCUCCAAAAAUGGUUAGAACACAUUUGGAUGCUUGCAGAUGUAAUAAUAUAUAUGCUGGCGUUGUUGCUGCGUAACUUUAUAGCAUUUAAAACACUUUUUAAAGCUGCUUAUAGGUCGGGGCUCAAGAAUAUCAUUAAUCCCCACUGUUUACAGUUGUUUUUUUGUUUAUGGCAAAAUGUAUAGAAACUGUGUAUUUUAGCUAAUUUGAUAGAAGCAUCCCACAUGAAUGAAUAAAACUAUAUUUUGAUGAAUGAAACUAGAAUUGAUAUACUUUCUAUACGUCCAAAUAUUUAUUGAGUCACAUAAUCUAAUUCUUAUUACUCGACUUGUAUAAUCACAAGAAAAGCUUUAGCAACUUUAAAUUAAGAAGUUA